AUGCUUUCAAGAGUCAUUUUGUUGUCUGCUUUGACGGCUGUAGCUUUCUCGUGUGAUACGGUGUGGCCAAACGGAACCGAUAAGGCGUUGACUUGGUUCCCAUCUUGCGCGGGAGCGAUCACAUUUUACUCACUCUCAACCCAAGAUCAAUCAGGAAAAGCCGAAUACCCGAUCACUCUUACAAAACCCUUGGUGAUCAUCACCGAUAUCAACAACCCAAAAAAUGUCUAUGAGUCGCCAAACUUGAAGCAAACGAUCAAUUUGUGGUCGUGGGGAGGACUUGGAGCAUGUCAAUGGUCAACUGUGCCAACACUGGGACUUCUUAGCAACCUCGAUGCUUGCACCAACGGCGUUCCUUGCCCAGUGAAAACCGGUCGUCAAACUCUUCCCAUCACAAUGGAUUUCACUGGAUAUGAUUCGAUCAUCAAAUUGUUGAAAGAUGACUCUCCGUAUCAACUCGAAAUGGUCCUCAACGAUAACAAAACGAAAGACAAAACAUGUGUGAUUGCACAAGCGCGAACCUACACUAAAGUUCAU
Molecule: messenger RNA, 537 nt
Organism: Mesorhabditis belari
Lineage: Eukaryota; Metazoa; Nematoda; Chromadorea; Rhabditida; Rhabditidae
Source: the annotation of a GenBank genome assembly